GUAAUCGCAGGUAACUUUCUUACGAUAGCCUUCCGCUGCACGACCUAGUGCUCGCAGAGCAACUGCAUUUUGAGGAUUUCAGACACGGUACGCAAAACGGGGCGUCGGAUCCCGGCGAUUUAGCCGCUCUUACCGUCGUCCGACGUUACGGCCGCGUUUUUUCCCUGCUGGAAACCCCCCAGUCCCUCAAAGGCGUUUGAAAUCGGACACCGCUGGCGUUGAGGCCCUCACUUUUUUGUGCGGAGGGAUACGUUGUUGCGUCUGACAAUGUGGACGGAGGUGGUGAAGAUGUCUACGAGAAGAAUGAAAUCAUCUCAGUUGUAACAACAAAAAAGGAAGACGUGAGAUUAGUUGUUGUUACACAUUUGUUUGCACACGGACUUGUUACGUUGUAUCAAACACGUGGGCGCUGUGUGAAAAGCAGCUUCCCGGGACAAAAGGAAGACAGCUCCUGUGCUCCAAUGCGUUUCAUGCACUGAGGUCGAAAUUCUCUUGAAGUUUUAUGUUUUUCCCCUUGCGAGUCUCCGCUUUUCUUUUUCCUGUUGGAUAUCAGACACUCGGAGAGGAGAGGGAUUAUUAGAGACUGAAGGGUAUGAGCGAACAGCAGCAAAGAAUGGCUGCAGUGGGAACUGACAAGGAACUCAGCGACCUCCUGGAUUUCAGUGCGAUGUUCGCACCUCCAGUAGCCAACGGGAAAAACAGGACAAUGACACUUGCCAGCACUCAGUUCAGUGGAUCAGCAAUUGAUGAGCGCAGUGGCUCUGGGUCUUGGGGUUCUGCAGAACAGAACAGUCCCUCUUUUAGCCAAGGACGGAACUAUGGUGAAGGAUCUCACUACAAUGAGCAUGAAGGCUUGUCUUCUCCAUUCAUCAGUUCAGGGAUUGCUGGUAAAAGUGAGAGACCGCCAUAUCCUCCAUUUGCAGGCCAGCCCGGUUUUCUUCCUAGUGACAUAGCGAUGCCCAGCCCAGAUGCCAUGUCACCCUCUGGUCUGAAGUCUGGCUCUCAGUUUUAUCCGUCAUAUCCCAACAACCCGAGGAGAAGGCCGCCUGAAGGAGGCAUAGACACCCAGCCAAAGAAGAUUCGGAAACCCCCUGGCCUGCCAUCCUCGGUAUAUGCAUCCACAUCUGGAGAGGAGUAUGCUCGGGACAACGCAGGAUACCCUGGUGCGAAGCCUGGAGCAGUGUACCCUGGCUCCUUCUACAUGCAAGAAGACCCCUGGUCAUCUUCUGGCUAUUCUGCAAUGCUGGGUAAUUCCCCUCACAUCGGACAGCCAGGCUCCUUCUCUGCAAUUAAUCCCCAGGACAGGAUGAAGCGUCACCCCCUGCCUCUGUCCCCACAGAACUAUCCACUGCACGGCAGUGAAGUCAACGGCUUUCACACGGCCCCCACCACCUACAACCACACGCCCGCCAUCAACGGAGAAGGCAUAAUGGCCAACCGAGGCACCACAGCUGGCAGUUCGGGAGAUGAAAUUGGGAAGGCUCUUGCCUCAAUUUACCCAUCGGACCACAACAGUAAUAACUUCUCCUCAGCUCCGUCUACUCCUGGAUCCCCUCAGACUAUAGCAGGGGCUCAAUCUCAGUGGCAAAGACCAACCACACCCAGCUAUGAAGGGCAGCCACAUGCACUGCAGAGUAAAAUGGAGGACCGUUUGGAAGAGGCUAUCCAUGUGCUACGCAACCAUGCUGUGGGCCAGGGUCCGGGCUUGGAGGGCGGCCACCCUGACAUGCAGAGCUUGCUGUCCUCAGUACAGAACGGGGGCCUUGGAGGCCUCUCUCCAGCUUUUCCCAAUGCUAGCCUUGCCCUUAGCAACAGACAUCCUGCGAUGCAGGGAGGGAAACACGAGGAGCCCACAGGCCUUCCUCCCAGCAGCACUCUCCUGCACGGCCAUCACGCAUCCGGCCCCACACCAGCAGUUGGCCAACCAGAGGGCUUCACCAGUCUUCCCGGUGGUUUGGCUCGGUCCACACACUCCUCCAGCAGCUCAGACAUCAAAAGAGAAGACAAAGAGGAUGAUGAAAAUUCCUCUAUUGCAGACAAGUCUGAGGAAGAAAAGAAGGACCCCAAAGCAGCGCGCAGUCGAACAAGAAAGGAGGCGUUGACCCUCCAGAUGCUCUCUGGCCUUUCAGACCAGAAAGAUGAUAGUCAGGAUAAUGAAGACGAUGAGGACGUUCCCCCUGAGGUGAAGAUGGAGCGGGAGAGGGAGCGACGAGUUGCUAACAACGCCCGUGAGCGCCUCAGAGUACGGGACAUCAACGAGGCAUUUAAGGAGCUCGGGAGGAUGUGCCAGCUGCACCUCAGCCAUGACAAACCUCAGACCAAACUUCUCAUCCUUCACCAAGCGGUCAAUGUCAUCCUUAAUUUAGAACAACAAGUCAGAGAGCGCAACCUCAACCCCAAAGCAGCGUGUUUAAAACGCCGCGAGGAGGAGAAAGUGUCUGGGGUGGUGGGUGACGCACCCAUGCAGCUCUCAGGAGGCCAUCCUAGCAUGGGAGGAGAUGGCCACAAUCCAGUUGGCCACAUGUAACACCAGACCCGGAGGUCUUUUUUGCCUGGCUGUCAGAGGAUGUGGCCUUAACCGAUUUCUUCCACCCAUUAUUCUCAGUGUGUGUGUAAAUGUGGACAUGUCUGUGUAUUGUCCGUUCAAGUUUCAAGAUGCACAUUCACACAAUCGUACACACAUGCAUACUGCCAAAACUGACACAGCCUGUUUGUCGCACUCCCAACCAUGACUACAAGCUCAAAUGUGAAGAACUUUUUUUUUUAAGUUUUGCUUUGUUUUAUACAUGUAAGAUUUUUUUUAUUUCUUUUUGGUUUCCACAUGAUAAAAUGCCAGAGUACUUUUUGCCCUGCCACAAAUUGGGACUUCACACACUGCCGAGAAGUGCUCUGGUUAAAAAAAAAAACAAACAAAAAAACAAAAAACAAAAAAAAAGGAAGAAAAAAAUGGAGACCUAAACAAACACAGAUUAAAUCAAGGAUUUGUGCCUAAUUGUUACAUGUUUUCUAUUUGACAUUUAAGCAAAUUGCUUUACAUGUGAGGAACAUUUAUUGUGAGGGAUGGCUUAUGUGGAUAAGCAAUUAUUGUUAAUGUCGUCAUUCCCAGCGUGAUGGUACAGUCUUACAUAUGUUAUGUAACCAAGCCCAUAGUUGAAGAUGAAUUGUCAGAAUGCAGCGACUUUUCCUUGUCCUUGAGGGCAGCGGAGGGGAAACAUGCUGAAAGGCAUAAGUCAAACGACUCGAGAGUUCAAACACAGCUUACCUGCAAGACGGGAACUCUGACCCAGAGAAGUCUGACUGGAGCCCAGUCUCAUCCCUCAAAGCCCCUCAAAGCAUCUGGAGACUUGGAAUCAAAGACUUCUUCCUUGAAGAUAAUGAAUUAUCCAAGUAGUAGAAUUUGUCAACUACAAAACUGUUCUUCCUGUUCGUUGACCAUGAAUUCUAGUGUUACUCCAGUAGACCCUUUUUAUAGAUCCAGGUUCUUUCACUGCUUUUUGUACUGAAGCGUACACUGACAUGACAAAGCACAGUUGUACAAUUUUAAGCAGGAAAUCGAGUGUUGACCUAUAUUGCGUUCUGGUCCCUGAAAGUCCUGUACAGAAAAGCCAUUCGAAUCUCUUGCUAAGUGAUCAGCACCACCGAGUGCGGUAACUUCCGAAACAAAAUAAAAGGUUUACUGACAGUGCCAGCAGACUUUCCCUGAAUUGGUGAUCUGAAAAAGAAAAAAAAAAUUACCUGGGUUCCUUUUUAAAGGAGGGAUCUCAUCAGUCCCUUGGUAGUCGAAGCGUGUGAGCUUUGUACCUGAGGGUUUCUUUUCCUAAACGAGCAUUCCCACUGAAUUACAGCCCUUCACCUUCCUCCUGAGUAAGUGUGUUCUCACAUUUCUUACCAAGAGAAGUGUGAUGUGUAAAUUCACAGCAUACAUUAUUCUGUUUCAUUUUUCAAAAUUAAAUAUAUAUAAAAAUCUAUAUUUUUUGUUAGUCUAUACAUUGUAGAUUUUUUACAUAAAUGGCAAUAUUAGUCUGAAGUUUAGAGUGUAUUGUAGACAAGCUGUAUGAGGGGAUAUUUGACAUUUAAAUGAAAUUGUUGGAAAAUGAAUUCAAAAUUAAACUGGGAUGACAGAGGAGAGGGGUCAACAGAUGGCGAAUGACAUGUUGAAAUUGUUUGGUGUAUUCUUUUAUUCCAGUUUGUGGUUGUUGUUGGUUUUUUUUUUUUUUUUUUUUUUUUUUUUUGGUAAGGCGUAUCAUCAGCUACCCACUUCAGGUCUUUCUACACCGUUUGAGCUAAUGUGGACAGAGUUUGUGCCACCAGCACUCUGAUGUCUUUAGACUUCAGCAGUGAGGCACUGGCAAAAAAAAAAAAAAAAAAAAAA
Salarias fasciatus (jewelled blenny) is the source of this 4372-nucleotide messenger RNA. RefSeq names its product transcription factor 3b (gene tcf3b). Lineage: Eukaryota; Metazoa; Chordata; Actinopteri; Blenniiformes; Blenniidae. Gene Ontology annotation, biological process: regulation of transcription by RNA polymerase II. Bases 593 to 2527 code for a protein of 644 amino acids. The transcript is spliced from 22 exons. Gene Ontology annotation, molecular function: protein dimerization activity; DNA-binding transcription factor activity, RNA polymerase II-specific; RNA polymerase II cis-regulatory region sequence-specific DNA binding. The record is from RefSeq and is a predicted model, not a curated record. Gene Ontology annotation, cellular component: transcription regulator complex; chromatin.